GUCCAAGGUACCAGGUUAAUACCUGAUGGUUGUAAAUAUAAUUAUAAUUAUUACCUCUUUUUGAUUCGGAUCACCUCAACCAAUCACCUGUCUGCUGUGUAACUUCUUGUCUAUUUCCCCUCAUUUGGAAAAUCUAAUGACCUCCUCCUUCCUCCCUCCUUUGUUAUUCACUCAUCACCAAAACUCACUCACACUUUCAAAUCUUUCAAACAUCUAUACAUUAACUUGUUCGUACCCGAAUCCAACACAUCAAACAAUUCACAAUCUACACUCUACAUCACUUCAUCUUUCUUGAUCUUCAAUUUAUCAAAGAAAGUCUCUCUUCCAAGCUACACCACUUCCAAGUAACUCUCUUAGUUAUUUGAUCCCAAGCAUCCCAACAUUGUCUUUGUCUCUCGAUCCAUAUCGUGAGAUAUCGUAUUAACUACCCUUUUACUACAUCAAGUAAAACAAACAAACCUACCUUUCAAUCAUGUCUGCCGAUACAGCAACUCAACCCAUCAAUACAGCAAAUGCUGGUAAAGAUGCUGAUCCAAUACCUUUAACCAAGGUUGAUUCUGCAGUUCAAGGAUUAUCGAGUAGUCCUACUGAUGAGAAGAAAUCCAUGGGUCAUCGGAGAACAAGUUCGAGUGCUCCUGGUGUAUGGAAUAUUAAUGACUUGGAGAAAGAGGGAAAAGAACUAGAGAUUGCGAAAGAAACUCAAAAGCUGAACUGGCGUAUAAAUAAAUCACCAAUGACUCUUGAUGAUCCGGAAAAGGGUUUCCUUAAGAAAUCUCUGACUACACCUCCAGUCAAGAAGAUUGAUUUACAUUUCCCACUGGGGUUGGAAGUCACUGCGAGAAAUAUGAAGGGUGUUACAAUUAAGGAUGCAGUAGAUGCUAUUUACAAACAAUUCCGUAAGAAGGCCGAUGAUGAAUUAGAAACUCCAGUCCUCGCAGGAUUUGAAUGGGAUAAAGAUGAAUCAUGGACUCGUCUCAUCGUUCACUGCAAGAAGGAAGGUGCACCACAACCCAAGAAGAAGAGUAAGAAGGCCGGUAAAGAAGGAGAAGAAUUGUAGUUUCCCCACACUACAAUUCCCUCUAACUACACCUCCCUUUCUGCACUACUCGUAGACUACACUUGUUUUUCGAAUAGAGCAUUGAUGGCGUGCGUAAUGAUGGAUGAUUUUUGCUUUGCUUUCUUGCUAUUUAGGGAAUUGAUGAUUUUUUGCUUGGGAUAUGGAUGGUAGGAUGGAUGGAACAUGGCUUCGGAUAUGGUAUGAGGUGGUUACCAUGAUAUUCUUCCCUCUCUCGCCAAUCAUGGCUUUACAACACAUGACGUGAUAUUUACUGAGCUAGCUGGCAUGCUAUGCUAUUAUGAGAUUUUUAUAUUCUCUAGGAGAUCCAUGAUCAGAGUCUAGAAGCUGAUAUUGACUAGCUGGUAGAUUUGUAUACUAGUUAGGAAUUCAAUCCUUUGACUUAUUUUUAUUUA
Molecule: messenger RNA, 1470 nt
Organism: Botrytis byssoidea
Lineage: Eukaryota; Fungi; Ascomycota; Leotiomycetes; Helotiales; Sclerotiniaceae
Exons: 4
Coding region: 473-1057 (194 amino acids)
Source: RefSeq, a predicted model, not a curated record